GACUUCGCCAGAAGGGACAAGAAGAGAGAAGUUUCGAGUUCGGCGGCCCAUGACCGCAUGGCGGAAGGGGAAGAUGCUCAAUGACAAUGAACACGGAGUCCCAAGUGGUCCAAAUCCCAUCUCCAAUAGGCCAUUAAGCAAAAUGAAACAAAAGACAAGAAUCUUGAGAUAUAGAAGAGCUAACGUGGGUGGAUCCACACACUUAGAGCACUUGCAACGGGGGAUGACAUCGAGUCCGUUAGCCAGCAUCUUGACGGACCCGGUCCGUGGGCGACGUGGCGGAGAGAGAUUGGACGGAGGAGCGUUUGUGUUUGGUAAUGGGGAAAAAAAAAUUCAUUUCGACGAAAGCAAAGAAAAAAAAAACCUCUCAACUCUCUAGGGCGAUUUGUCGGAUUCCACCGUCGCGAUUCAACUCCGUGUGAUCCUCAAGGUUAACAAAAAUGGGAAGGUAUAGCUAUAGCCAGCCGUCCUCAUCAUCAGCAUCCGUCGACAUCACCUCACUUCUCGAAGCUGAAGCUCAGAUCUACGCCGAUGAAGCUCAGAGUAGCUUCGGUAAUGGAGAGCCGUUUCAGAACCAACCUCAACCUGAGGGGGAUGAUGGCAUCCCGACGAUCUGCUACUGUGGGAGUGAGCCGGUUGUUGCUACAGCCUACACGAAAAAAGAUCCAGGCCGUAGGUAUUUCACCUGCAACAAUGUCGUUGAUGGAGCCACUCACAUCUGGAAGUGGUUGGAUGACGCGGUCUUGGAGGAGAUGAGGGACUUUCAGACGGAGAUAAGAAGGCUUAAGGAAGCAGUUGCAGAGAGAGAGCAGAAGCUGCUGCUGCUAGAGAAGACUUUGUACGACGCAGGAAAGGAAACCACACGAGUUAAGCUAAUGGUGUGCCUGCUAGUGGUCAUAGGUUUGGUAAUCUUGGUUCUACAUGGAGUAGCUGCGAAGGCUUCAAUGGGGACUAUUCUAUCACAUGUCCAAUGGCGAAAAAAGUAAAGGUAGUUAUUUGAGGUCACGGGAGUUGUCACGGGUGGAUUUAGAGUACUGAGAGCAUUUUGGCAUGUAGCUCCUGCUCAUAAGUCACGGGUUUUCCCUUCUUGUAGUAUAAGUACUCGGAUAUGUAUGUCUUUCUCCUCAACAUCAAAAACCUUAUCAUCAAAACCUUUGUAAUAUUUUGGAACGAAAACCAUUGUAAUAUUUGUCUGCUACUUGCUUCUCUCAAUCCUUUGUAUCCAUCUCAUCAACUUGCUUCUCUGUACCAUAACCAUAAUCAGGAUAAGCAAUGUCGUCAUCUUCAUCUGAUGAAAAUGAUGAAAUCGAGGAGAGAUUGGAUGAUAUUAUCGAAGAUUUCAUUGACGAAAUUUACGACGAUAUAGUGGAGGCCGAACCCAUACCGCAAAGAACCCGUAGCUAUACUGAACGACACCGCGAAGGAGGACAGCACCAGCUAAGCAAUGACUACUUCAACGACGACCAUUCGACAUAUUCGAUACAAACUUUCAGACGCCGAUUCCGCAUGAAUAAGGGAUUAUUCAUGCGUAUUGUCGAUGGCCUUGAACAAUUCUUUCCAUUCUUUCAGCAAAGAAAAGAUGCAACGGGGAGGUGGGGUCUUACUGCACUACAAAAAUGCACGGCAGCAAUUCGUCUACUUGCUUAUGGAAAUUCGGCUGACACGGUUGACGAAUAUCUCCGACUUGGUGAGAGCACUGCACUUUCUUGUUUACAUCAUUUCACUGAUGGGAUAAUACAGUUAUUCGGAGAUGAGUAUCUGCGACCACCCACAGCAGAGGAUCUUCAACGACUACUCGAUAUGGGAGAGAAACGAGGGUUUCCUGGGAUGGUCGGGAGCAUUGACUGUAUGCACUGGGAGUGGAAAAAUUGUCCAACCGCUUGGAAAGGACAGUACGCCCGUGGCCACGGAAAACCGACUAUUGUUCUAGAGGCCGUAGCUUCACAAGAUCUUUGGAUUUGGCACGCAUUUUUUGGUCUUCCAGGUACCUUAAAUGAUCUUAAUGUCCUCGAUCGAUCUCCUGUGUUUGAUGACCUUUUAGAAGGUCGAGCUCCCAGUGUGAGGUACAUGGUCAACAACCACAUGUAUAAGUUGGCAUAUUACCUCACAGAUGGUAUAUAUCCAAAAUGGUCAACAUUUAUCCAAACUAUCGCACUCCCUCAAAGUCCUAAACAACAGUUAUUUGCUCAAGUUCAAGAAUCAGUCCGAAAAGAUGUCGAACGGGCUUUUGGAGUAUUGCAAGCUCGGUUUGCGAUUGUGAAAAACCCGGUUCGUACAAUGGCCAAAGAGAAGAUAGGGAAGAUAAUGAGAGCAUGUAUCAUACUACACAAUAUGAUAGUUGAAGAUGAACGAGAUGGUUAUUCAAUGCGGUACGAUAUUUCAGAAUUUGAAGAAGGAGAAUCUUCCAGAACUUCGGAGGUCCUAAACGCAAACCCUACACUAAACGAAAUCCCGACAAUUCUCAAUAAUAUAUUUCCCAACCGAAAUGAUCUUCGUGAUAGGCAAACUCAUGAACGAUUGAAGAAUGAUUUGAUCGAAAACAUUUGGAAUAAAUUUGGCGAUGAAGAUUAAUAAUUAGUAUCUUUAUAUUUAAACCUUGUAUCUUUUAAUCCUUGUAUCUUUAAAUUGAAUCCUUGUACCUUUUAUUUUAAUUAUGCAAUUAAUAAAUUUUCAAUUUC
Molecule: messenger RNA, 2678 nt
Organism: Brassica napus (rape)
Lineage: Eukaryota; Viridiplantae; Streptophyta; Magnoliopsida; Brassicales; Brassicaceae
Product: putative nuclease HARBI1
Exons: 7
Coding region: 1273-2571 (432 amino acids)
Source: RefSeq, a predicted model, not a curated record